Linum tenue is the source of this 2175-nucleotide messenger RNA. The record is from the annotation of a GenBank genome assembly. NCBI's taxonomy places the organism in Eukaryota, Viridiplantae, Streptophyta, Magnoliopsida, Malpighiales, Linaceae.
CCUGAUUGUACUAUAUCACUUAGUUCGGGGCCAAAUAGCCAUUAGCUCAAAAGAAAAGAGAGUACACGCGUCGCGAGUCGCGACAAGAGGAAGAGGCGAAGCCAUUCAACGCCUGACUGAUCUCCAAUCAGGAAUCAGUACAGAUCCGCCAUUGAUUGUUGAUUGGCAAACAAAAUGUCAAUAGCAGAACACAACCUUUUCCCUCACCACUCUCCCAUUUCCGCCUGCUCGCUCUCACCAUCGCACACAGUUCCGACAAACGAGGCUGCCUGCCUGCGGCGGGUUUAGAAAUUUUGACGAAGUAACCCUCCUCCGAUGGGCCGCCGGCAAUCGGAUUCCGAACUCGGCCGCCGCGCUCUCCUAUUUCUCCUCCUCACCGCCGCUCUCUCCUGCUGCAUGGUGUACCUCUGCUUCUCCCAUGCCUUUGAUCAUCUCGAUGACUUUCCUUCAUUUGAAUCGGAGGCCGAUUUGGCAUUCGGGGGUCGACAAGUCGAAGAAGAGGAGGAGGACAAGGAUUGUUGCAGAGGGAUUCCGCACCUGGAGCUUUGGGGCGAUGCUGUAAAAUGGGGUGCUAAUUUCAAGCUCAAUUCCUCCAGGGAAUGCUGUCUCGCUUGCAAGGCCAUGUGCAAAUCCCCUUGCCUUUGUGAUUCUUGGGUCUUUUGCGGAGAAAAACCCGCCUGUGGGUCUAAUUUCGGCGAGGUUUUUCUGCUCUCUCUGCUGCUGCUGCAAUUCCAUGUUGGCUCAAGAAACAGAAGGACCCACUGGAGCCUGAUCGGCGAGACGCUGGCAGUCUGGUGAUGUGGACUUCUGGACUUGUCUAUGGAGAAAGAGAGGGCAUCGUCGGAUUAGAAACAGAUUAUGGGAUGCUUCGUGUACACGUAAGUGGUCUUCGGUUCCAUCCGCUCCUAUGAACUCAUCGAGCCCAUAACUUACUCAGAUUUCCAUCUAGUCAUGGGUUCAUUUGUGGUUGUCCUUUCGAGUUAUUUUAUCUUCCUUUGAUUUACUUGUGUUCUGCAUUACUCUAUUGUUAAUUGAAUGAAGAGCUGCGAAUUGGAUAUUUGUGUGACAUAGCUUGUUGAAUCAGCAUCCCGUUCUGUCUUGUAUAGUUUUCCAUCUCAUAUAAUUGUUUGUUCAACUUUGCCUUUAUUUUUUUGUCAUUGAACUCCUCUCUGCAGCUUUUACCAGACUGUGCUCCACAUUCGGUUUCCUAUAUCCUGGAGCUGCUGGCGUUGCGUCAUUGUUCAGGGUGCCACUUUUACCGUGCAGAAAGCCGUGGAAGAUCGUGGGACGAUGCAGGAAAUCACAUAAAACAUGCUUCUUAUGGGCCUCCGUAUGCCCUGAUUCAAGGAACACUGGAAGCUCAAGGCACAAUCUUUAAGGACAUCUCACCAGAGGCAUGCCCCACAGUAACAAGAGGUUCCGUUGCCUGGGUUGGUUCAGGUCCGGAGUUCUUUAUCAGUCUAGCUCACCACAGUGAGUGGCCUAAGGACUACUACACCGUGUUCGGUUAUGUGCUUCCAGAAGAUAUGGGCAUUGUAGAGAAGAUUGCAAGGCUUCCCACCAAGCCGGAGGUUUGGAACAAUGUUCAUGUAGCUGUACUGGAAACUAGUGUUCCCUUGCGGAUUAGAAGAAUCGAAAAGAGCCCACUUUGACAAUGAAACCAACCCAGGAGAAGAGAGGAAAAUGCAAAUAGAUUGAUGUUGGGCUGUGAAAGUCGCCAUGGGUAGGUAUUUUGUAGCAGCAGUACUAGUGUAUAGGAUUUUCCAAUUUUGGGUCUUUCUUUUAGAUUGUGGUACGAAUUUCUUGCCACUUCUGUGUACCAAUGAUUUCAAAACAUGCAACCGGAAUUGGAUUCGACUUGUUAGAUACUUAGAUCCAUCAUCAACAUGACCGGUUUGCUGUUUGUUGGGACUAGGCUGCAUUGCACAUCUCCCGUUCCUUGUUCUUCUAAAUCUCCUCUUUAUUCAUUUCUUGUCCGCCCCCGUUAUUGGGUGAAACCUGUAGCGAGAAUUGUAGAGGUUGUUAAGAUUGUAUAUCUUUCGAGAAGGGUUGCGGUCAUGCAGGGAUCCGGAAAUGCUAUGUAGUUUGUAGUAUAAAUCUAAACUGAAGCGCUAACGAGGAUUCAACUUCAAGCAUCAUGAAGUUCUGUAGAAAUUUGUCAUAGUGAAAAGUAUA